Molecule: messenger RNA, 3072 nt
Organism: Rhipicephalus sanguineus (brown dog tick)
Lineage: Eukaryota; Metazoa; Arthropoda; Arachnida; Ixodida; Ixodidae
Product: calcium-activated chloride channel regulator 1
Exons: 14
Coding region: 130-3042 (970 amino acids)
Source: RefSeq, a predicted model, not a curated record
ACGUCUAGUCGACUCACGAAUGCGUCCACGUCGACGUUUGCUGUUACUGAAGAGGAGCGGUCAUCCAAAUCGUCGUCGGUGUGUUCCGGAAAUAAUUCGAUCCCUUGCUGACAGCUGCCCGCCACAAGCAUGCGGCCUGCCGUGAUGCUCGUAGCUGCAUCUCUGUGCUGGUCGUCUGGUCACGGCCUGCGCAUCAACAACUCGACAGGUGCCUACGAAGACAUUGUGGUCGCCAUCCACCCGUCCGUGGAACCUGACGAACGAAUCAUCGAAAACAUCAAGGCCCUGUUCCGCUCCGCCUCGACGUUCCUCCACCGGGCCACACGAGGGCUGGUCCACUUCGGCAGCGUGACCAUCGCCGUGCCGGACACGUGGCCCACUCGGCCACACGCGAAGCGCACCACGGCCAGCCUGUUCUCGGUGUCUGACGUGAGGGUGGCCGCGGAGAACCCGCAGUACGGUGACACUCCGUACACGCUGCAACCACGAGGUUGCGGCGAGCGGGGGGAGUACGUCCACUUGACGCCACGCUUCCUGAGCGACAUGAACGACUCCAUUGCCGACGCUUACGGCAGUCCAGCCUACAUGCUGGUGCACGAGUGGGCUCAUUUCCGGUACGGAGUGUUUGACGAGUACGGAGACCCCGAGAGCUUCCGGUACCCGAGCCUCUACUGUGAAUUCGGCAUGGUUCGUGCCAGCACGUGCUCGUCUCGGGUCAAGUUCACGGCGUCCACGGAGACGGGUGAGCCUUGCCGCAUCUACAAGGGAUGCCGCGUCUCCACCAAGUGCAAGGCGCACUUCGAACAGAGCGCCGAGAACCCCGUGACGUCAUCCAUCAUGUUCAUGCCGUAUCUCAAGGGCGUGACAGAGUUCUGCGACAGCGCCAACAAGACCCACAACGUCUUCGCGCCCAGCAAGCACAACCACCUGUGCAACCGCAAGUCUACCUGGGAGGUUAUCAGCACCAACGAAGACUUCCAGGGGUUGCACCCGGAGAAUCCAGGCGAAGCUUUCGACGUGAAGUUCACGGAGGUGCAGAAGCGGGAAGGUGACCUGGGUAGAGUCAUUUUCGCUCUGGACGUUUCGAGCAGCAUGACGUCUAGCGACCGGAUCGGGCACUUGAAGGCAGCGGCGAGCCAGUUUAUCCGGGCACUCAUACUGGACGGCAUGGAAGUGGGAGUCGUUGAGUUUAACAAUAUUGCCACGGUGACGUCUCCGCUGACCUUGGUGCAAGAGUCCACGAGAGAGGAGCUCGUCGCGAAAGUGCAAAAGCUGGCGGCAGGUGGUUCCACUUGCAUCGGAUGCUCCCUGAGAAUGUCCCUCGAGAUGUUCAGGGAAAGUGGGCAGCCUACGGCCGGUUGCGUCAUCAUCCUCAUGACUGACGGAGUGGAGAAUGAGAAGCCGCACAUCGAUGAAGUCCUGGGCGAACUGAUCGCCGCUCAGGUUGUGGUGAACACAAUCGCCUUUGGGAAGGACGCCGAGGAGAAGCUAGAAGAACUCGCCCGGAGAACCGGAGGCAAGGCGUUUGCCGUUCGCGACGGUCAGUCCAACGUGGCGGUCGCCCUGGAGUCUGCGUUCCUGGACUCGGCCUUCGCCCUGCUAGACGACGCCAAGAGGCCCGUAGUGAUAUUCGAACAAGUGGCGAAGGUCACGGACAAGCGGCAGUUCUCAAUACUCCUCGAUGCGGACUUGGGAAACGAGACCACGGUCGCUGUGCAUUUCAAAGGGUCGACGGCAUUCUCUGUGGAGCUGCUCUAUCCUGACGGAAAGGCGUGUGAAGAUUGCCAGCAGUCCUUGUUCGCAGUGACAGGCGGUUACAAGACUCUCAAGGUGCCUGGCGUCGCUAAGCCGGGCACCUGGAUGCUGGCUGUGUCCUGCAAUCACAGCACGUGUGACGCGGACGUCCACGUUCGUGUCACGUCAUUGGCCAGGGAUCCAGCGGAGGAGCCCGUGCUGGCGCGCGCUUUCCUCAAGCGCACUGAGGUGUCCAGUGCGGCGGAGGCCGCCAUCUACGCCGAGGUCACCAAGGGCGCGUACGUUGUACUGCACGCCAUGGUCACGGCUACCGUAGUGCGACCAUCGAAAGGCGACCAGAUCGAAAUUGAGCUCUUCGACAACGGCCUUGGUGCCGAUGUCACGGCCAACGAUGGAAUCUACAGUGCGUACUUCACGCAGUUCGAGGGUACCGGCCGGUACUCAGUGUCGGCUCGCGUCAUUGGCGGCAGCGACUCCGUCAUCGUCAAAGGACGCAAGGCAUCGGGAGCGCUGCCUGCUUCACAGCCAACAGCGCCGGCUGGUGGUGAAUUGCCGCCAGCGGAUGGCAACAUCAGUGGAAUUCCACUCGACCGGUUCAAGUACGUGGACGAAGACAUAGAACAGGCCGAACCUCGCGUCCUGCAGAGCGAAAAGGCGCCCGAGUUCUCUCGCUGCGUCGAAGGAGGCUCGUUCCGGUUAGCCAGUGAGAUCGACGAGUCAACUAUACCGCCUGGCUCUAUCCAGGAUCUGAAAGUCGAAGACACCUUCGUAGAAGACAACGGUACGCACGUUGUCGUCCUGUCCUGGACCUGCCCCGGAGGUCGUAUGGAUUCUGGCAACGCGUCCAGAAUAGAGCUCAGAGGAAGCACAUCCAUGACGUCGCUCGUCGAUGACUUCGACUCGGCCCUGGAGGUCCGGGACGAGGCUGCAGAGGGUGGCAACAUUACCUCGGGAACUGUGGGCUCCAGACAGCGCCUGCGGUUCUCUGUUCCCGACGAGCUGCUGGCAGUCGCUCGCAACGACUCGCAGCAGCAGCAGCAGCGUGGUUUUUACUUCGCGGCGAGGGUGUGGAACGACGCGGGUCUCUAUUCGUCGGUGUCGAACGUCGCCGCGAUCACGUUCGAGCGACCUCCACCGCUAGAGGCACCGUCGCCGAUUCAGGGAACGCCCUGGUGGGUUGUCCUCAUCAGCGUCCUGGUUCCGGUCCUCUUCGUCGCAACGGUAGCAGCGGUGGCGAUCAAGAUCGUUGACCGGCGCAACAAGAGAACGUACAUCACUUCAUUGUGAUGUAGCGUGACACACCACCUCGGUUUUUUU